AGAUAAUACGAAUGUCACAUAAUUUUACGAUUGGUUUUAAAUAUGUUUCGUGUUUGAUGAAAAUUGAUGAAACACCAAAAAUGAAACGCUAAUUUAAUGAAUAUUUAUAAUGAAAUUUGUUCACAUAUAGUUACUUUUUUUUUAGAUUAAAAAAAUUAUGCAAGAUUGGACAACUGAUCGUAGUUACUUUCGAUAAUGGUACAAAAUAUUCGACGGAAAAUACAGUAAUAAAAUCAAUUCGAUCCAAAGUGAGAAGCGAUUACGCUCGUCAAAGAAACAAAAGUAUAUCUGAUCUCUACGUAUAAUAUUGCCAACGAUCGAUCAAAGAAACGCUCGUCUGACAUAAAUACAUUUCCCAAAAUGAGUUCGUCGGAUGAAUCAAGUUGCGAGAAGGAAAAGAAAUAAAAAGGACAAAAGGUGCUUUUUUAUUAGACAGGCCCGCAAGAAGUUGCAAGAAAAAAUAAAUAACAUCCCAAGGACAGGCCAAGGUGCCAAGGUAAACGAAUAUAAUGCGUGUCUUGACGAAAAUGUUUUGCCCCUUCGCGGGCAAAACUACCAUGAAAGACCAUCGGCGUACCGGUAUAGAUAUCGGUGAACGCUCUUACUUGUGUGACGUCUGCAACAAGUCAUACCGCUCUAAAAAGGAAUUGAAAUUACACAUCAUGAAACAUACAGGCGAUUUUCCGCACAAAUGCGUUUAUUGCGACAAGGGAUUUACACGUAAACGGGAUAUGCUGUAUCACUUGACGAAGCAUACGAAUGAAAGAAAUCAAAUAUGCGAUGUAUGUGGUAAGUGCUUCGCCCGAAAGGACAUGUUAUACAACCACAAAAAAAUUGUACACUCCAUGGAAAAACCGUAUACAUGUAAAUGUGGCAAGAGUUACAAGCGUAAAAAUGAUCUCAAAAAGCACAAACGCUUAAAAUUAGGGAUGUGUGAAAAAUCGCGAGAAUUAAGUUCAGUCGGACCAGAUUCGAAUUUAAUUCCAGAAAAUUUAAACAAAAAUAGAAACAACAGAGAUUACAUUUCUGCUGAACAAGUGGGCACAAGUAAUGUCACGAAAAAGACUAAUGACAUAGCGAGAAAGUGCCAAGGUGCCAAGAUGAACGAAUCUAAUGUGUGUCUUGAAGAGAAUGUUAAACAAUCUAAAGCGAAAAGGGUUGCACUCAUCGAUGAUACAGAUAUGAUUUGCCAGUUCUGUAAUAAAACAUUUACUUAUCAGAAAAGCUACCUUACUCACCUUGUACGCCAACACGAAGAUAAGACAGAGUACAAGUGCUAUCCCUGCUUUAAGGUAUUCCGUACACUUGAUAGUCUGAUUCGUCAUCAAAAGAACAUCCACUAUGUUAAGAAAGAUCACCCUUGCGACAUAUAUGACAAAAACUUCAAGAGCAAAACCACCAUAGAAGACCAUCGGCGUAUCCAUACCAGUGAACUUCCUUACUUGUGUAAAAUAUGCGACAAGUCGUUCAGCUGCACAAAGAACUUGAAGGAACAUAUCAAAAGUCAUACAGACGAUUUCCCGCACAAGUGCGACUAUUGCGGCAAGGGAUUUAAAAGUAAACAGGAUAUGCUGCAUCACUCGACGAAACACACAAGCGAGAGGAAGCAGAUAGAUGAUACAGAUAGAAUUUGCAAGCUCUGUAAUAAAAAAUUUUUUUCGCGAAAAAGUUAUCGUGAUCAUGAACGCUAUCACGAAAAUGAGACAACGUACAAGUGCCGUCUCUGUUCUAAGAAAUUCAGUACGCUUUGUAAUCUGGUUCGUCAUCGAAGGAACAUCCACAACCCUAAGAAGCAUCCUUGCAACAUAUGUGACAAAAGUUUUGCGGAAAAGUCCGCUAUGGAAGAUCAUCGGCGUAUCCAUACCGGUGAACGGCCGUACAUGUGUGAUACUUGUAACAAAGCAUUCACAUCCAAAACGAGAUUAUAUAAUCACAUUAAGAUUCAUAUAGGCAAUUUCCCGCAUAAAUGCGCUUAUUGCGGCAAGAAUUUUUUGUAUAAAUCUAGUAUGAUAGACCAUUUGACGUUGCACACGGGCGUGAAGAAUCACGCAUGCGAUAUAUGUGGCAAAUAUUUUGGCAUGAAAAGAACCUUGAUUAGACACAAAAGGGAGACGCACUCCGAGAUAAAACCCGCCUAUACAUGUCAAUGUGGCAAGAGUUACACACUUAAAGGUAAUCUCAGACGUCACGAAAGUUUAGGGACAUGUAAAAUUUCGCGAAAGUCAAGUCGAGUCGCGUCCGAUAAAUCUCAUAUAAUGGACCAUUUGACGGUGUACACGGGCGUGUCGAGUAACACGUGCGAUAUAUGCGGCAAACGUUUUGGCAUGAACAAAACAUUGAUCAAACACAAAAAGGAAAUUCACUCUGCAAAAGACCCGCCUUUAUAUUAUGUGGUAAGAGCUACACGCUCAAAAGGUAAUCUCAAACGUCACAAAAGCUUAAGGACAUGUAAAAUUUCGCAAAAAUCAAAUCGAGUCGUGCCCAAAACGAAAUAAAUUUUAGAUAAUUUGUGAAUACUUUUUAUGUCUAAAACUCAAAAUGUAAUUUUCUACAAUUAACUUUAAGUAGACUUAUAAGCAAACUGCAUGCAUGUAAUAUGAAUAUAUUUCAGAAAAUUAAAAAAAUAAGAUAUGUAGUGUAUGAUGUGACACUGAAAAAUCCUCAUAACACGGAUGUAAAAUAUAAUUUUGUUAUUGAAUACAAGUACAGUACAAUUGUUUAUA
This is a messenger RNA of Nylanderia fulva, 2723 nucleotides long. RefSeq lists its product as uncharacterized. Gene Ontology annotation, biological process: regulation of transcription by RNA polymerase II. Gene Ontology annotation, cellular component: nucleus. NCBI's taxonomy places the organism in Eukaryota, Metazoa, Arthropoda, Insecta, Hymenoptera, Formicidae. The record is from RefSeq and is a predicted model, not a curated record. Gene Ontology annotation, molecular function: DNA-binding transcription activator activity, RNA polymerase II-specific; RNA polymerase II cis-regulatory region sequence-specific DNA binding.